This is a messenger RNA of Aspergillus wentii DTO 134E9, 2748 nucleotides long. Its product is annotated as STE11 family mitogen-activated protein kinase kinase kinase. The record is from RefSeq and is a predicted model, not a curated record. Gene Ontology annotation, biological process: protein phosphorylation. NCBI's taxonomy places the organism in Eukaryota, Fungi, Ascomycota, Eurotiomycetes, Eurotiales, Aspergillaceae. Bases 1 to 2748 code for a protein of 915 amino acids. Gene Ontology annotation, molecular function: protein kinase activity; protein binding; ATP binding. The transcript is spliced from 4 exons.
AUGUUGGCAUCCAAGACAUAUUCGGCACCAUUAAGCUUGCCGACACCUCAAGCCUCAGCACCGUCCUACCAUACUGGAUCAUCACACAAGUCGACCGGUGCGACAAAACUGCAGGAUGGAGUGUUGUUUACUAGCCCAACAGAAUCAGAAUUUCCCGAACAGGGUGGGCUUGAGGCCAUCCGGGCUUGGGAUGAGAAGCAAGUUAUCGCGUGGCUUCAUAGCAUAAACUGUGGCCAAUAUGAAUCAUUAUUCAAAGCGAACAAUUUCAACGGUGACAACCUCAUGGAAUGUGAUCAAAAAAUCCUCCAGGAGAUGGGCAUCAAAAAGAUCGGCGAUCGAGUGCGGAUCUUUGUUGCUAUCAAGCAACUUAGGAACAAGUCAGUUGCCAAUCGCAAGCAAAAGAAUAUGAAACAACUUGCCGCACUUGAAGCCCCGAUCUACAAUACUCUCUCAAACACUCGACAACCAACUCUCAACAACCACACGUCUCGAUUGGCGGAAUAUGACUCUCAUGGAACUGGGAAAUCAUCGCGCCCAGGUUCGCCAUUACCAUCCCAUCGAUAUGUCGCCAGUCCUCUGGAACGAAAGGAACAGGGACAGGGCUAUUUCGGUCACACGCCUUCUACCGGCUCCAACUCUGGACGAAACCCUGGAACUCCCAGCGACGCAGGCCAGGGUAGACACCUAAGACAGAAUCCUAGUCUUGAUGGCUUGACGAUGGGCCCGCUGCCCAACUCAUCGGUGAUAAGAAUUAUUUACACCGGGGGACAGACUAAGGUGUUGAACAUUAGGCACUGCAAAACACCGGAUGAAAUCAUUCUUUGUGCUUUGAGGAAGCUUCAGCUCCCUGAGCAUCAAUACCGCAACUACUGCUUCUAUGUUUUGGAUGGUCUCGACCCAGAACCUUCCAAUUCUAGAAGGCUCACUGAUGCCGAGCUCAUGGAGAUAUGUGGAGGCACCAACAGGUCCGAACGUGGCCGCUUAAUUUUACGGAAGAUCCAUGCUGGAGAGCCAGAGACCGAUGAACUUCGCCGUGCUUCUCAGCUUGCACAAGACGAAAGCCAGACGGCCCACUUCAAUGCCCUGAGCGGCUCAAACCCUCGCAAUCAAAUAAAGAUUCAACAACUCACUGGCGAAUCCUGGCAUAAUAUCAAACAGCCAAUGUCGCCUGUAUCUCGACACCCUCCGAGCCAGGGCCAGAACCCGAACCCUAGUGAGCAGGAUCCCCAGCUAUCAAAUUUGGAUCGCCAUCCCGUGGCCAAGCUGCGCUCGUUCUUUGGGGCCAGACCACCAAGUGAAAUGAUCAUUCACGAAAUCCAAUCUUACUUCCCUAGCCAUCACCGGGAGGAUAUUGAGAAAACCAUGCGGAUGUCUGUCCGAAGAUCUCAGCGCCUAAGCCGAGCAACGAGUCGUUUGAGUGUCGUCAGUAACGCAAGUUUUGCAUCUAGCUUACGGGACGCGAGCUUGCGGGAUGCACCUCCGAUUCCUCCACUUCCGCCAAUCCCUCCAAUGCCGAGCCUUGCUGAUAGCUGGUUUGCCUCUGAAGCUGGUUCACAAACUGCCCAGGCUGCGCAGACCGCGCGUCCUGCUCGGCCUCUUUCAGUUACUAAAUUCAACUUGCCUCAAGCUUCGUAUAGAGAUUCAGUCGCGUCGAGCUCUCUACAGCCUCUUCAGGAAGAGUCGCCUGUUGAGCCAAAUCGCAAGUCUUACGUUUCGUUUGACAGUGGAUCUGAUGAGCCCAGUACCUCACGCCAGAGCAUAUUUGACGAGAGCGCUAGUGUUGCUGCAACAGAUGGUGGCUCGAUGAAUGAAAGAUUAAGUGUCCUUGUUGCCGAGGACGAUGAAGAAGAGGAUGAGGAUCUUAACGAUUUCUUAGCUGGAAACAACUUUGCACCGAAGAACUGGAUGAAGGGUUCUCUGAUUGGUGAAGGAUCCUUCGGAAGCGUUUUCCUUGCCCUUCAUGCAAUUACUGGAGAACUCAUGGCUGUCAAACAAGUCGAGAUACCUUCAGCUACCAAGGGUACUGAAUUCGAUAAACGCAAAAACAGCAUGGUCACUGCGCUCAAGCAUGAAAUUGAGCUUUUGCAAGGCCUUCAUCAUCCCAACAUUGUGCAGUACCUGGGCACUACUGCAGAUGAUCAGUACUUGAACAUUUUCUUGGAGUAUGUGCCAGGAGGUUCUAUUGCUACGAUGCUCAAGCAAUACAACACCUUCCAAGAGCCGCUGAUCAAGAACUUUGUCCGUCAAAUCUUGACUGGUCUUUCCUACCUUCAUAACCGUGACAUCAUCCAUCGGGAUAUCAAGGGUGCCAACGUUCUUGUGGACAACAAGGGUGGAAUCAAGAUCUCCGAUUUCGGUAUCUCCAAACGUGUAGAGGCCUCCACACUUCUCGGUGCUCGAGCCAGUGGCACUGGCGUUGGCCAUCUGCACCGACCGUCGAUGCAAGGUAGUGUCUAUUGGAUGGCACCUGAGGUCGUUCGACAAACAGCUCAUACCAAAAAGGCUGAUAUCUGGAGUUUGGGUUGUCUUGUCGUGGAAAUGUUUAUCGGUGCCCACCCAUUCCCCGACUGCAGUCAGCUGCAAGCCAUUUUCGCCAUUGGCCACAACCAGGCGAGACCUCCUGCCCCAGAGCAUGCAAGCAAAGAUGCCAAGGCCUUUUUGGACAUGACUUUCCAACCCGAUUUUGAACAGAGGCCGGAUGCAGAUGAGUUGCUCAAGUGCCAGUUCUUAGCCACGCCUUUGGCCUGA